Molecule: messenger RNA, 3300 nt
Organism: Paralichthys olivaceus (Japanese flounder)
Lineage: Eukaryota; Metazoa; Chordata; Actinopteri; Pleuronectiformes; Paralichthyidae
Gene: ncalda
Product: neurocalcin delta a
Biological process (GO): calcium-mediated signaling
Molecular function (GO): actin binding; tubulin binding; calcium ion binding
Source: RefSeq, a predicted model, not a curated record
AUGCGAUCUUUGAGGUGUGUGAGUCCACACCACACUGACACUUGUUGUGGUUUCGUGUGUUCGUGUGUGACUGGGUGCUGCUGUGUACAGAUUUCCCGGCAGAUGAAGAAGCUACGACUGGUGACACGUUUACCUGAGCGGUGCUGUAAGUUGCAGUGAAGGUCAGUGGUGAAUAAGGAAGGACAUUGUAAAAGGAGAUAGCAGAGGGAGUGAGCCAGCAGUGUGACACCUCUCCCCUGGGCUUAAGGCGUCUACACGUUCCAUCUGAUCCGGCUGGGUGUGCAGUCUGAUCGGCAGAAAUUACCCUGUGAGAGACGAAGACGCUAAAGCUGCUGCUGACACAAACUUAGUCUAGGGAUAAAGUGCUGGGUGAUGGACUGCUGAGCAGCUACAUUGCUACAAAGCGAGCUGAGAGCUGAUUGAUCAACAGGACUGACAGACAUGGGAAAGCAGAACAGCAAGCUCCGUCCUGAGGUGAUGCAGGACCUGCUUGAGAGCACCGACUUCACCGAGCAUGAGAUCCAGGAGUGGUACAAGGGCUUCCUAAGGGACUGCCCCAGCGGGAACUUGUCCAUGGAGGAGUUCAAGAAGAUCUAUGGUAACUUUUUCCCCUAUGGAGAUGCUUCAAAGUUCGCCGAGCAUGUGUUUCGCACAUUUGAUGCUAACGGUGAUGGGACAAUAGACUUCCGGGAGUUUAUCAUUGCACUAAGUGUGACAUCACGUGGCAAGCUGGAGCAGAAGCUGAAAUGGGCGUUCAGUAUGUAUGACCUGGAUGGGAACGGGUACAUCAGUAAAGCUGAGAUGCUGGAGAUAGUACAGGCAAUCUAUAAGAUGGUGUCCUCAGUGAUGAAGAUGCCUGAGGAUGAGUCUACACCUGAGAAGAGGACAGAGAAGAUCUUCAGGCAGAUGGACACCAACAGGGACGGUAAACUUUCUUUGGAGGAGUUCAUCAAAGGAGCUAAGAGCGACCCCUCCAUCGUCCGCCUGUUGCAGUGCGACCCCAGCAGUGCAGGACAGUUCUAAACCUGAAGCAUCGACAUAACCUUGCUUCUUUAGGUGACUCCAAAUGCCCUUAACUCUCCACCAUGGAGCAGACUGAUGAUGAAGGAGGAUGAGCUGAUAAUGAUGAUGAUGGUGAUGAUGAAGAGGGGCCUUCAAUUUGCAGUGAGGACUUCAAAGACGGACACAGGAGCCACAUUCUCCAGUUUUUUUCACCUAAAGCAGUUUUUUCUAAAACUUCCAAACUCCAACAAAAACUGAACCUGAAGACUUUCCCACACCCUCAUCAGGUUUUCUAACCCCGCUGAUUGUAUUUGACCAGGACUCCUCAGUUCUCCUUUAGGCAUGUCAGAGUGUGAAGAAGGUCUACAGUAGGUUGUAUAUAUAUACAGUAUAAACUGGAGUUUCUGUAUCAGUGUGUUUGCUUGGCUCUCUGUGCCCCCUGAGCUUCCAGGGUGACACAGAGCCUCCAUCACUCAAACGUGUGUCAUAGAUGGAGUGUGUGCAUGAGCCGACAGACGAAAGAUGAUGGUGUUAAACAACAGCACGUAACAUAGUUGAGAUCAUGGAAUUUACAGAGAGGACUCUUUGUCCUUCACUCAGAAUGAGUACUGCUUUUAGUUUCCUCUUUUCUACUGUGAGAAUGUGUACGCAUGUUUGAGUAUUUUUGCAAACUUGAUAGAUUUUGUUUCAUAUUUUGUUCUGGGACAACAAGAACAUGUUAUAUUAUGCUACUAUGCAUAUACAGUACACCCUUAUCAAUAGUCAGAUUUUGUGACGUGUCGCUGAUGUGAUGAAGGAUGAAAUGUAUCCCCAUCAUCUGUUCCAGUGGUUUUUCAUAUCAGUUAGAACUUGACAGCUAUAGAGCUACAGUGUCACUGAGCUCUGUCUUCAGGUCAAAUAGAAAACUAGUCGUUAAAGUAUUAUGAGUAGUGUAGAUAUUUUAAAAUGCAACUACAUUUGUAAAGCAAAUUCACAUAGUCCAGAAUGCUUAGUUCAUAACAAAUGUUGUGAAAUAAUAAUUUUAAAAAAUCUGUCUGUGUAGUUAAGCUGUUGCAGGAUAUAAAGCAUGCAAACCACUUUCUUUAUUUUCGACACGUACUGCGUGAAGAAGAGACACACAUCUGCAUGUUGAAUCAAUCCUUGGAACAGUUGGGUACAGCAGUGCAUAGACUAAAUAACAUAUGCAUGUGACUUGUGCGCAUGUGUGUGUUUUUAAUGUGUGUUUAUGGAUAUCGGGGACUAGUCGUCCACCAAGCUCUGUACUCACUUCUGUAUGUUGGUAUUGUCAUCAUUAGUACGACCAGAAUUCGGUGUUGUUGGUGUAUGGACUGCCAAAGAUGACACAUCUGAAGGUUCAUAACUUUAUGGGGGAAAACAAAGAGGACGAACGCCAUCCUCACCAAACUACACAUAAUGACACAUGCUGUUCAACAGAGAUGCUGGUCAGUCAGAGCAAAGAUAUUUUUUCUGUUGCAGUUGAGCUCAGUAAUUAUCCGUAAAUUGCCCAAUUCUGAGUUUAUACUAAUCACUAAAUGGUAUCUACAUAAUUUAUAGUAUUACAUAAAAUCAAUGGCAACUUAAGUGCUGAUGUCCCACUUAUAAAAACACUUACAAGAAAUUAUUGACUUUAGAUUUCUCACUUUCUCACUUCCUCUCUCCGUCCUUCUUUGCUCAGCUGCAACUAGAAACUUAUAAACAGAGAAGAAAGCUCCCUGGCUCACCCCAUAGAUACUUGUUGGAGUUUGAGCCGGGAGCAGGGAACGUACCUGAGCAAAGCUGUUUCAGUUAUUACAUUGGUUCCCUUUUAGAAAAAGCUUUGAAUGUUUUAUUAAAUAACUGCUGUUUUUUUUUUUGUAAAGAAGAAAAAAGAUGCAGACAAACACACAGAGAAUCACAACUACUGCAAUGACACUGUCACAAUGUGUUGCUUUUACUGUAUUUUUAUGAUUUUGUUCCCUUUUAAGCAGUGUCAAGUAAAACAUUUCUGUUAAAACACAAAAAAGCAUCUUGUGCCAAAUAAAAACAAAAAACAGUAUUGUAUAAAUUUAUACUGUACAAAUGUUAUCUGCUGAACAAAAUAUUUGUAAUUGUCGCAUUUUGUAGGUUUUGUAUGGUAUUCUGUAUUUUAGUGACUGCAGUUUUUUGGCAAAUGAUUCUGUUUUUUGUCAACUUUAAAAGGCUAGAAUUAAAUUUACAAAGUAUUGUGUGCAACCAUUCAAAUGAUGUUUGUUUAGUUGUGUAAUUGUGGUUUUCAUUUCUAGCAUGAUGAAUAAAUCACAGAAAGUGUUUUUGAUCAGA